GGCUGGAGCCGAGCAUGCGCAGAGCGUCUCCUCGCAUUUAUUAACACAAGAAAUCACAAGCGUAUUGACGGAGUUUAAAGUGCAGAGUGAGAGUUUUUAAGGAAAGGAAAGCGUCCUGUGAAGAAUCAAGGGAUGAAGUUCCCUGUGGAUCUCCUGGCUGGUGUCAGCCAAUCAGAGGUGGAGCAGUCGGCCCACGCCUACAUGAACAGCCUCCUCUACAGCGACCCUGACUGUCCUGACCAGCUCCGCCUCUCUGACUCCACCCAGGUCACCAUAGAUGUUUCCAGUGUGGGCUUCAUCCCUCUGUAUGGAUCCAGUGAUAAGCAGCGUAUACUGGCUCUCUUCUCUCCCUCUGACCCCCUCACUGCUGUGGCUCUGUUCCUGCUGGACAGGUGGUGGACAGUGGACGGCCUCCUGCAGACAGCAGACCCUGAACGAGAUGGAGCUAUGGAGGUGGAGACGGUAGGAGAGAGGAUAGUCUUAUACAUCCUCAAUCGUGUCGUGUAUAGAGCCCAGGAGAUGAGCUCGGAAGAGCUCCCCUUCCUCUGCCACGGAGAGAAAGAUCAUGCAAAGAUCCUCUGGAGUCAUGGAGAGGCUGUCGGCUUCUACUCAGUCAAACCCCAAGGUACCCUUUGUAGUUCCUAUUCAACCAGAAGCUAUCAGCUGACUGUCAUGGACUCCAUAUUUGUUAGAAAAAGUCAGCGUGGGAAUGGCUUCGGCCUCCAGAUGCUGGAGGACUUCGUGCUCAGUUCCAAAGAGGACUGUCUGGGUCUGAGGUACCCGCUCACAAAACCCAUGUAUAAAGUGUGUCAGAAGUACCUGUGCCAGUACCCAGAAGACACACAUCUGCUGUGGGAGGUGGAGAGCAUCGGGGCCCCCAACCAGAGGACCAACAUCUCGAGCAGGAUCCAGGCCAUGGAUCAAAUCGCAGUAUCCAAGAGUCUGACGUUCACAGAGGAAUCCCUGGUGAUCACUGAAAUGACUGAAAAGGAUGUGGUGAUGGAGGCAAUAAGCACUCAAAUAAAAGAAGCUGAAUCUAUGGAAUGCACAGUUGAAAUUGUGGAGGAAGUGACCGUACUGAGCGCUACCAAAGUUUCUGAGGCGGAGGUGCCCCCUACAUCCCGGGGAAGAAGCAGUGGCUCAAAACGAAGGAAGAUGGCUGAAACGAUUGCAGAGGACAAGUCCGAAAAAAUAAUCAGAAUUGAGGAUAUCGAAGCAGAAACCCCCAGAGAGGAGCACGUUGCUGAAUCUCUCCAGACUGAGGAUGUGAUCAGUGUUGUCCCUGAAGAACAAGGACAGGAUGUAGUUGAUACAGAAGCAACUAUAUUGGGCCGACCAGACGGAGGCGAUGCUCCCCAGGAUCUGAAUACCUGCUCUCAUGACUCUCAGAUAGCUGUUGAGAAUGUGGCAUCGGGAAUCGAGGAAGAUACUGCAGUGCUGCCGCUCUGUGGAGACAUUUCAUUGGUACCCAAGGAAGCAGAAACUCUGCACAGCGUGGAACAGGCAGCAAUAGUUGAACAGCAAGUGGUCAGUUUAUCAACACAUGCAGCGGCAGAGAACGGUGAAGCUGAAGAAACAAGAGGAGCCGUUGUAAAGGCCAAAAAAGCUGCGCAGAGUAAAACCCCCAGACGCAAAUCUACCCGUCACAGCAAGCAGGAGGAGCAGGAGGAGGAGGAGCAGGAGGAGGAGGAGCAGGAGGAGGAGGAGCAGCAGGAGGAGGAGGAGGAGGAGGGACCUGCAGCCCAGGAUGGACGGAUCUCUCUGAGAGGAAGAACUGUAGUGAGCACACCCAGAACCACACGGAAAUACACACGACGCAUCCAGAGAGUAAGGGAGGAGGUCGAUGGAGUUUCUACACCUGCAGCUGUCACUGAGGGAGAAGCACAAGAGGAGAAGACCUCCGUAAAAGAGGAUGUGGUUGCAGUGGAAGAACUGGCCGAAGACAAGCUGGAAGAAAAUGAAGAGGAGACAGAGAAACAGCAGGAGGAGCAGGAGGAGGAGGGACCUGCAGCCCAGGAUGGACGGAUCUCUCUGAGAGGAAGAACUGUAGUGAGCACACCCAGAACCACACGGAAAUACACACGACGCAUCCAGAGAGUAAGGGAGGAGGUCGAUGGAGUUUCUACACCUGCAGCUGUCACUGAGGGAGAAGCACAGGAGGAGAAGACCUCCGUAAAAGAGGAUGUGGUUGCAGUGGAAGAACUGGCCGAAGACAAGCUGGAAGAAAAUGAAGAGGAGACAGAGAAACAGCAGGAAGAACUGGAGCUUACGGCAGAGACCGCAGCAACACAGGAUCACGAGGAGGAAAAGGUUACGGAUGAACGUGAGAAAAAACAAACGGGUGAUGAGGCGACACAAAAUAAACCAGAUGUCUCCGAGGAGGAGGCAGAGGAGCCUCCUGUUGUACAGAAGAGAGAUCUGAGAGGCAGAUAUAAAGUCGUUACCAAACAAAGCAAAUAUCUUAAAAAGCAAGAGGAGGAGCACCUCGAUGAAGGGGAACAGAAAGCAGAGGAACAAGCAGCAGGUGCACCUAUGGAGGAACACCAGCAGGUAGAAGAGGAAGCAGACAAAACAGAAGGAGAGAUAUCAACCGAGGAAAAGACUGUAGAGGAAACUGUUCCAAAGGCAGAGGAAGUUGCUCCUUCUACUGAGGUGAAGGUGGAGGAGGGCAAGGAGGUGCAGGUGGAGGAAGAGACUACAGAACCUGAGCAAGAGGCAGUCUGUGACACUGCUGUGGCAGAGGACGUGACACAAGAGCCUGACACAGCUGCUGCUGCUGCUGCUGCUGCUUCAGAGACAGUCACACCUGAGGAGGUUCCUAGAGAGACUGGAGAGCCUCAGGAGAAGGACAUCAGCUCUGAAAUCCCCAAGCUCCAGAAAGCCAUUGUGAUCUUGGUGGACAUAAAAACAACGAGCCAUCAUCUUAGUGCGAAGGAGGCCGAUGAAGCAGUGGAUGGAGAGACUGCUGCUCCAGAAGAGCAACACGAAGAGGAGGGUGGAGGGAAGCAGGAACACAUUUCAGAGGGAUCUGCAGAGACUGACGAGAAGCAAGAGCUGGAAGACAAUUCUGAGAAAGCAGAAGAAAAACAAUCUGCCAUUGUGGCAGAGAAAGAAAUGGUUAUUGAAACAAGAGAAGAAAAGUCAGCAGAGGAAAGUGAAGGCCAGCAGCAGCAGGACGACACCAUGGGUGAGGGUAGUGGUGAACAGAAGGUGGAGGAAGCAGACCCUGCUGAGGAGGAGCAGCGUGAGGCAAAGGAAGCAGUCACAGCUCCAGUGGAGUCUGCAGAUACAGACAUCUGUGCAGAGAGAGAGGAAGACGUCCCAGACCACGCUGAAGAGAGUCUUCCACCAGCGGAGGAAGGAGAUGAGCCAAGGAGCCUGGAAGAGGAAGAAACACCAGUUGUAGUGACCAGAGCUCUGAGAAACAGAACCAAAACAAGCGCAGCUACACCAAGACGCACAACAAGAAGCAGGAAGGAAGUGGAUGCAGAAAACAGUGAAGAAGAGGAAGAACCGGCAGUGACCACACUGAGACGUGGGAGGAAAGCCAUCUCUGACACGCCCAAGGGCAAGUCUAGAAGAAGCCGUAAACGCGUCCAAGAAGAAGAGGAAAGUGUGGAGGAAGCAGAGGCAGCAAAGGAAGAGGCUGAGGAAGAGAUUAAACACGAAGCUCCCUCUGAAAGAGAGGAACGUUUGGAGCCAAAGGAAGGUGUCGAGAAGGCAGCUGCAGAAAAGAGUACUGAUGGAGAUAAUGAAGAAGAAGCAGGGCUGGGAUCAACAGAGGAGCCACCCACAGAAGAGGACAAGGAGGAAGCCCCAGAAGCUGAUGCUGAGGAUCCUUUGGUACAAGAAGGAGAGCCUGACCUUGCUGCUGACUCAGCUGUACUCGCAGCUACUGAACAAGAGGCAACACCUUCAGUGGAGGAGCAACCUAGUGAGGAAACUGCCCCCCAGCUUCCUGAUCUCCAAGAGACACUGCUGAAUGACACCCAGGAACAAACACCAGCAACGGCUCAGGAGAAUGCUCCUGAGCCGGAGGUGGUGAAGGUGGAAGAGGAGAAAGGAGAAGCAGUGACAGCACAAGCUACAGAAGAGGGUGAACGUUCUAAUGAAGUGGAGCAGGAAGCUACAGUCAUCGAAAGCAGAACAAGGAGAAGUGGUAGGAAGCAAGCGGCCGAAGCCACGCCAAGAACCCAAGCAGCGAGAAGCAGACAGAAAAAGGGGGAUGGAGAAAAGGAGGCAGCUUCUGAAAUCCAGGAGAAGGAACCGGCUGUUGAAGUCAGGGUUCUGAGGAGAGGAAGGAAGAAGAGUAUCCCUUUUGCACAGACAAGCACACAAAGCCCCAAGAAACCUGAAGAAGAAAAGGAAGAAGAGGGGGGAGAUGUUGUAGAGGAAGAGGGGAAAGGGGCAGAGAAAGAGAAGGAGGUGGGAGAGGUAAAGGGAGAGGAAGAAGAAGAAAAGCAGGAAGAGGUUUCUGCAGCAGGAGAUGAAGAGUCAGAGAACACAGAACAGGCGGUUGAUGAGGAGCAGGGGGAGGGAGGGGAGGAAAGGGAUGAACCUGUCCCAGAGGAAGAGCAGGCAGGCGAGGACACAGAGACUGCAGAAGAAGCUGUCCCAACGCCGGAGACAGUGGAGGAGGAACAGCCAACCUCCACAUCUGAAGGAGCAGAGAGUGCCCAGGAGACCGUGGAGACAGCAGAGGAUGACAAGGCCAAAGGUGCGUCUGAGGAGGAGGAAGCAGCAGGAGACACACCUACUGCAGAAAAACAAGAUGACGAGGAAGAGGAAGCUGGAGGAGAAAGCGCAGAAGAAGAAGAACCACCAGUAGCAACAAGAGCUCUGGCAGGUGGAAGGAAGUCUGCUGCAGCGAGACGUUCCUCCAAGAGAGCCCGCACACAGCGGCAGACAGAGGAAGAAGCUCCUGAAGAGGCAGAAGCAGAGGAAACGGAAGCUGUGCCGCAGGAAGCUGCAGACAGAGAGGUCAGCACAGACGGGACGAUCGAGGAAGAAGAUGGAGAGGAAGCUGCAGCUCAGGAAGAACUUACAGAGGUGGAGAAGGGAAAAGAAGAACCUGUGGCAGAGCAAGAGACGGUUGGAGAGGAGGAGUGUGCUUCUGUUGAAGAAACAGCUGCAGACAGACUUAAUGCUGGACAACAAGAUGCAGAGGAAGAGGUAGCUGGAGGAGAAAGCGCACAAGAAGAAGAACCAGUUAUAGAAACAAGAGUUCUGAGGAAGGGAAGGAAGUCUGCUGCUGCAGCACAUAGCCGUACAUCCAGAAGAGCCCAACACCAGAAAGAGGAAGAAGCUCCUGCACCUGAAGACACGGAAGCAGAGGAAGAAGAGGCACCGCAGGAAGAGGAGGGAGCAGCAGUGCCUGGAGAAGACAGUGAGGAGGCUGAGGAAGAGGAGACAAACACAGCUGAGGAAGAGGAGAGCACAGUCAUUGAAGGAUCUGCUGCAGAGGCUCUAAGUGAAGAUGAAUCUGGGGAGGAAGAGGACGAAGCAGAAAGAGCUCUCGGGAGCAAAGUGGAAACACCUCCUUCAUCCUCUCCAAAAUCCAAAAGACAGAAAGACCAAGAAGUAGAGGACUCACCGCGGAGAUCCGUACGGAAGAGGCCAAGAGUGGACUACAGUGAGAACGAUGAGGAGGGGGAGACCGACCCAGAGGGGAAGGGUCAGAAGGAACCAGAGGAGGGGAGGGAGAAGAUCCAUCUGGUACUGGAUUCAGAAGAAGAGGAAAGUGAAGAGGAAGAGGAGGAGCCUGUAGAGACUGGGAAGAGAGUCCUUAGAGGGAGGUCUGUCCCUUCAGUGGUGAUCACCCCCCGGCCUCAAACCACACGCCGCAGUGCUAGAGUUGAGAGGGCAGAGGGGCGUCUGACUCGCUCCGCUCAGAAGAGAGGGAGCAGCGAGGCUACACCGAGUCGCAAGCCCAAGAGAAUCAGCAGAAUUUAGGAGGAUUCACACACACACACACACACACACACACACACACACACACACACACCUGAAUACUUUAUUUGGUUCCACAAAUUAUAUUACAUAAGACAGGGAAUCAAAUAUAUUGGGGCUAAGCAGCACAGAACACUCAGGGGAACACAUAGCAUCUCCUUCUCCACACGGCUAAGCAUCAGCCGCAAGUUUUUUUUUUUUCACAUUUGAAUACACACACGCAGCUACAUAACAGGGUAAAUGCAGACACAUAAAAACACUUUCUCAUGCUGUAUUGAAGCGUCUGUAGUGUGCAGGCUGACACACUACUGUACGUUUCCAUCUUGAUUCAAAGCAAUGGUGUUAUAGAGUAGUGCAGGAAUGAGUGCUAAACGUGGAAAUGAGUUAGCAUUUUAGCAGCUCCGGGUUCCCUCGACUCGAAGACAAUGUUUUUGUGUUCAGUUCUUAGUUAGAGGCCUGAAAUAAAUUCUGUGGUUAUUACAAGCUUACAAGAUAUUCAUGAUUUGUUCUACGACAUAACAUACGUCAUUAAACACCCCACUGGUGAAAGUCAUCGUGUUUUACGUGGCUUAGAAACAAAAGAUUUAAAAAGUGACUAAAUGAGACUAGGACACACUGUCAGGCUAAAGAUUAGCCGCCUUUAGCUUAGCGGUAGUUUGGUUAGAGCAUUAACCUGUUGAACCCCAUCGACCCGCCCCCCGCAGGAAACAGCGUCUGAGGGCUUCUUAAUAUUUAAUAAACUAUGAAUGUUUUAUAUCCAUGUAACGGGAAGAAAUUCAGCUAACUGAUCUUUAUUUAUUUUUUUUGCACAAAAAAAAUCACAAAGCUAACGCUGAGCCUCUGAAUUAGCCACGAGCGAAAAAAUGCUAACGCCGUUCGCACAGAAACUCACUCAUAACACCCUUAUUACUUAUCGUAACUGCACAUCCAACAUAUCGAUUAGCAUCGUGAGAAUACACAGAAUCGAUAGGUAUGUAUAUCAUCACUCCGUGAUACGAACUCGCGACAACAUUAACAAAAACAGACAUCAAAACACGUGGCGCUAGGUAGCCAAAACGAGAAUAUGUCUUACCUGUGUCGUAGUCUGGUCAAAAGUUGUCUUCAAUGGCAUUAAAACGAUAACAACGCUGCUGAAGUUAAUCCAAAGGUUAAUCCAAUGUGUCUGUGUCACUUUGAAAUGAUUUCUGAUAAUCCAUCAGCAAUAAACCUAGUUUUCAGAUUUCAGAGCGAGAGAUAGGUUUCGAUUUGGGGAAACUGCAUGCGCAUAGCCCCCACUUUUUUUUGGUAACGUUGGUGUGUAUGUGGAAAUUCCCCAUCGAUUCUAUUGGCUAUAACGGUUAAAAAGAGAUGUCAAUCAUCAAAA
Messenger RNA from Gymnodraco acuticeps, 7312 nucleotides. RefSeq names its product trichohyalin-like. The record is from RefSeq and is a predicted model, not a curated record. Bases 133 to 5952 code for a protein of 1939 amino acids. NCBI's taxonomy places the organism in Eukaryota, Metazoa, Chordata, Actinopteri, Perciformes, Bathydraconidae. The transcript is spliced from 11 exons.